GUAAAGUUUGAUUACAACGAUCUGCUGGGAGUCACAAAUGAACUCAUGAUCAUCCAAAACAUAUUGACACGUAACACAUUGUACUACAUACCAGGAUAAAUCGUGUCGGUACCCCUUGGUACUGGAGUCGAGAUAGACAACCAUUUUCUAUUUUAGGUUAGGUGAUAAUUUUAUUUUUCACAAUGCAACUAAUGGCCGUAGGUGUGUUGUGUACGCUUUAAAUCGAGGCUUCGACUCAUCGAAUCGAAUGUUGUGAAGGUCAAAAACUGCCGCUGAAACAAUAACAUGACCUGGGAAAGUUUUUUUGAACAAUGAAAAUUGGGCUCCCGUGGGAUUUCGAGGGCUUUCUUCGGUGGAUUGAGGCUGAGCAGAUCCCCAAGAAAAUGGAGACCCAAACGACAGCAGAAUCAGGUUUUGGUUUCCUGGUACGACUGGCAUCGAGACCCAGAUUCCUGAACAUAGAAACCAAGCUCUUUCCCAAUGGUCUCCUCGCUAAGCAGACUGUCGAAAUAUGCGGCGACACAUCGACUGGAAAAACUCUGCUCUUGUCCCAACUCAUGACGAAGUGCCUCCUUCCCCCUGUAGUCGAGGGCCUAGGAAUCAGGAUCCUACUGCUCAACACAGACCAUCACUUCCUCGUCUCCAAGCUCUUCAAGUUGAUGUCAAGCAUCUUGAAGAAUAACUGGGGAAAAUCCGACGCCGAAGCCGAGAAGAUCAUCCGUGAAUCCCUCUCUAAUCUGACUAUCAUCAACUGCUACGAUUACUCUCAAUUAAUGGUAUCCCUGCACUCGUUGGAUCUGAUGCUCUUGAAGGAGGAGGCCGUCAGUCUCAUGAUGAUCGAUAGCAUCUCAUCGUUCUACUGGGUGCACAGAGAGCGAAAUGGUCUUUGCACGUUGGAUCAUUACGUGAAGAAUCUCCUCAGAAUAAUCCAGAAGCACACAUUCCAGGCGAACGUCCCUCUGAUCUACACAAAAUCCUGUGAAACUGGCUGGAAUGUUCGGGAGAGGAUUAAUUGUACUACCGAACCCACUCCUGAGAGCAUCAAUCACAGGAUAACAUUAGAGAGUAAUGACAGGGGAUUCAAUUGCAGAGUCGAGACUUCGAGUGAACAAGAAAAUUUUCAUUACAGAAUUACUGAUGAUGGAGUUCAUUGGCUUUGAAUAAAACUUGAAAAUUAAAAAAUUUCUAUUAAAAUUGAAUGGAAGAAGCUACACUGAGAGA
Molecule: messenger RNA, 1221 nt
Organism: Diachasma alloeum
Lineage: Eukaryota; Metazoa; Arthropoda; Insecta; Hymenoptera; Braconidae
Gene: Xrcc2
Product: DNA repair protein XRCC2
Exons: 3
Coding region: 312-1160 (282 amino acids)
Biological process (GO): DNA strand invasion; double-strand break repair via homologous recombination
Cellular component (GO): Rad51B-Rad51C-Rad51D-XRCC2 complex; centrosome; replication fork
Molecular function (GO): four-way junction DNA binding
Source: RefSeq, a predicted model, not a curated record